Acytostelium subglobosum LB1 is the source of this 609-nucleotide messenger RNA. RefSeq lists its product as hypothetical. NCBI's taxonomy places the organism in Eukaryota, Evosea, Eumycetozoa, Acytosteliales, Acytosteliaceae. Bases 1 to 609 code for a protein of 202 amino acids. The record is from RefSeq and is a predicted model, not a curated record. The transcript is spliced from 2 exons.
AUGUUUAUUAAGGACAGAUAUCUCAUUGGUUCCUUGUUAUUAUUUGGUCUGUUGACCAUUGUCAAUGGCCAAAUAUACACUUUCACGCCAUUCUAUGGAUCAACACAUUGUCAAGGUCAGCCCAAUGGUGUGGGCUUUGGUGCAAUCGAGUUCCAAUGCUCACUGAACUUCUCAAACGACGCUUCAUUCAUGAUCUACAACAUUUAUGGCACUAAUCAGUAUAACUUGUCGUAUGACUUGCAUCCUGGCUGCGAUGACUAUGUACACGAUCAGGUGUUUGACUUGGGCGAAUGCACCUAUUCACCUUGGGCAUACAGCGCCUACACCUUUACUCAAGUCGAAGUGUUCCAAGAUGUCAAGAUACCCUCGUCAUCCGUCGUAUUCCAAGCCACCAACAGUGACUGUUUGUCCGUACAAUCAUACUGGUAUGCCACCAAUGGCACUGUGAUCUCUGAUCGCGGUGACCCAUGGGGCACCACCGCAUACUACUGUCAGAAUGGACAACCAUUCCAACGUCGUUGCACGCCCAGUGCUCCAUGCCAGACUGGUCCCAUCACACUGGAUACCUGUACAUCUGACAACCCAUUCAUUGUGACUUGUUCGCAAUAA